This is a messenger RNA of Drosophila sechellia, 2543 nucleotides long. RefSeq names its product E3 ubiquitin ligase complex SCF subunit sconC. NCBI's taxonomy places the organism in Eukaryota, Metazoa, Arthropoda, Insecta, Diptera, Drosophilidae. Bases 403 to 849 code for a protein of 148 amino acids. The transcript has a single exon. The record is from RefSeq and is a predicted model, not a curated record. Gene Ontology annotation, biological process: ubiquitin-dependent protein catabolic process.
UUUUGCUUUUCGUUUCGAGAAAAAGCUUGGCCAGCAAAACUAUGGCCAAGGUCGGACGUAAAAAGUUCUUGUAAUUAUUUCAAGUGAAUUUCAGACUGUCCCUCCCUCCGCGUGUUUACUAACUUUUUUUUUAUUAUUCUGCUGUAGUUGGCCAUUUGCUAGCCGCCUUCUUUCCACUUUUCUCUUUCAUUGUCACUACCUUUGUUGCGGAGGUUAUGGUUAUGCUCGGUCGCUUGGUAACUUUGUGAUUACAGCAGACGGUGGUGGUUUCGAUAUUGAACUCCAAUUUGAGCUCCUAGAGGUACAUAGAGUAGGCAAUGUAUAUGUUACAAGUUUGUGGCUUAUUUUGUAUUGAUUGCAAGCAGUAGGCCCUGACUUUCUGAUCCGGAAUUCGAUUCAAGAAUGGUGCGAUUCGAGACUAGGGAUGGCCGUACGAUCCGCGUGAAUCUGGCUCUACUCGAGAAAUCCUUGGUGAUCCGGGAGAUGUGCCGCGUUGGCCAGGUCCCAGAGGACGAGGACUUCGUCCUGCCGCUGCACGGCAUACUCAGCAAUGUCCUGCUGAAGAUCCUGCUGUGGGCUGAGUACCACGAGAAGCACGACGAGCCCGCCUGGGUGGCCAAUAAAGAUCCUCUUCCGGCCGCGGAGAUUGAGCUGCAGAUCUCCGACUGGGACAAGGAGUUCCUGCGCGUGGAGAUCGAUAGCAUUUGCGAAAUCAUGGAGGGCUCCAACUACUUGGACAUCCCUUGGCUCUAUAAGCUCUGUGCCCAGAAACUCGUCUUCCUCAGCAGACGUGAGUCAGAGUCGCAGUUAAGCGGUUACUUGGAGAAGAUCCCACCCCUAGGCGAGUGAGUUCCAGGCCCUUUUCAUUGAGGAAAUUCAAAAUGAAUAGGCUGAUUUGUAAAAGGAACGACUGGGUUAAAAUUGUCUCUGGGCUGUAUUCAAAACUUCUGAAAUACAAAGAAACAAAAAAUAUUAAUAAUAAUAUUAGUAGCUUUCCGUUUUCGUGACCUAUAACAAUGAAAUAUUCAAAUUUAGCGCGAGAACCCACAUUUUUUUGACGUUCCCUUGACUUUUUCGGAACUCUUAAAUAUAGACCAUGAUAGUUUCGGCCGAUUUUGGAGCAAGUUCGUGUUGGCGGAGACUUUGACCCCCUAGCCUUGCCAAAGUGCUGGCAUAAAAAAGUGCCCCAUAAACGACUUCGUCUCCGUUUUCCACUGCAAUUAAAGUUGACACGCUACACCAGCAACAACAAAAACGGCUAAAACAACAAAAGUAGCAACAACUUGACGAGGCCCUUCAAAUCUCAGCCGAGCAUGAAAAGAGUGAUGUAAAAAACGAACUGAAGUUGGUUCAUGCAAAACACCGCCAGAAUAUCGAUUCGGAUUCGAGUGAGUCAGCAGUCGGUUGUCAGUCUUGUAGGUUUGCAUUUUUUGCUUUAUGUGCUGUCAGAAGUGCAAAGGAAUAUGAGAUAUCUAAAUGUUUGCGGCCUAUCAAUUGCCGGCCAAAUAAAUUAAGCCUUUAAUUGUGAAAUCCAGAAUGGUUCGCCGCACGAUUUGUUGUCUUUUCCUGGACUCGUAUUUUUUAUUUAUUGAUUUUCUAGCUACUGAUCAGCUCUUUCGUUUUUUGCCUACAGCUGCCUGCUCUGUGUCACGGUUUGAGAUUUGCUUUAUUUCUAUUUAAUCAUUUUUGAGUUCGGGUUCUCGGGUCACGUUCUCCCCGCUGUUUUCAUAUAAAUAGUUACUUGUGUGCGUGGGGCUACAGGAAAAUCGGUCGAUUGUCAGUGAAUGAGUAAUUGUCGGUUGUUUAAGAGAUUAUGCAAUCGGAAUGGAAACGCAUAGACAUCGUAUAAAAAUGCAAAGAUCUUAAUUGAUAAUCCAAACGAUAAAUGCAGAUAUUGCAGAGAUUCUUUAAAGGGAGAUAAAUAAAAUGGGUGUAUUAAGUCAAUUCCUCUUUAGUAUUAUUUUGAGGUAUUGCAAUUUAAGUGCACACUUAGCAUUCGCUCCGCCAUAUUCACCCAAUUGCCAGAGAAACAAAUCUCUCAGAUUUUUCCAUUCCGAUUAGACGCAGCCCAUUCCGGAGGUUUCGUAACACCCUGAACUUUUCACACUUUGUUAAUCGCUGGCAUAAACACAAAAUUUCCAAAAGCGAGAGAAGUAAAAACCAGAAAACUUAACGCCGACAGAAGCGGUUGCUAAUUUCCGCCGCCUGUCAGCCGAGGCGACAAGGUCAACACACCCAAAUAUCCAAGGAAAUGGAUUGAAAAGAGGCGAACGCCGACGAGUUUGCAAUUUGCUGGCUGGCUAACCAUCCAUCCGCAAAAGCCCCAGCGAAGUGCCAAACAAAUCUUGAAAAUCAUUUCUUUGUGUUUGACUGACUGCGCGAAAGGUCGAGUGACACUCUUUCGAGCGUCUGCCGCUGUUGACUUUGACCGGCUGAUAAAAACGCGGGGAAAACAAUUGCACAACAAACACUGUUGGCCAUAAACAGUGUAUUGGCCUCAACCAGAGCCAAUUUGAAGCACACUUUUUGCGUUAAUAUGGCGG